Funneliformis geosporum is the source of this 204-nucleotide messenger RNA. The record is from the annotation of a GenBank genome assembly. Lineage: Eukaryota; Fungi; Glomeromycota; Glomeromycetes; Glomerales; Glomeraceae.
AUGACAAACCUGAGAGGGUUUCAUCAACAAGAUUCUGAUGAAUCAUCUAACCCGAUGAAGGUUGAUACCCUUCAAGAACCAGCCCCUUCAUUUAAAAUGAUCGACAACAAUGAAAAGCUACAAGAAUUUACUCAAAGUAGAGGAAGUAGAGGUCUAUCUUUUGUCUCAUAUUGUAAAGCUGAUAUUGUACAAGAUAACGAAUGA